Messenger RNA from Aspergillus welwitschiae, 1152 nucleotides. RefSeq names its product Mss4-like protein. The record is from RefSeq and is a predicted model, not a curated record. The coding region runs from base 1 to 1152 and encodes 383 amino acids. Gene Ontology annotation, molecular function: acyltransferase activity, acyl groups converted into alkyl on transfer; carbon-sulfur lyase activity. NCBI's taxonomy places the organism in Eukaryota, Fungi, Ascomycota, Eurotiomycetes, Eurotiales, Aspergillaceae. The transcript has 9 exons.
AUGCCUUUGUCCGGCCACUGCCUGUGCAAGGUUGUCACUUACACCGUGGACAUUGAUGCACCCCUCCUCGUGGGGUACGAUCAUUGUGACGACUGCCAGCGUCAGAGCGGGUCAACCUACUCUCUAGUUGCUGUUGUCCCCAAGGACAAACUGACUGUCAAUGGACCUCUCAAGAAGUGGUCUGGAACGGGAUCCUCCGGCAAUGCGGUGCACCGUCUAUUCUGUUCGGAAUGUGGCUCUCCCAUCGCACACGAUCCCGACGCGGCCCCAGAAAUUAUCGCCCUGAAAGCUGGUACUUUGGACACGGAGAUCAAGAAAACCCUCAAGCCAGACACCGAGAUCUGGACCGUUGGCAAGCUUCCUUUCUGCCAGGAGCACCUAGCUAAGCCUUUCAAGCAUAUGCCUGAAAAAUUACUCCGCAAGAAGCCGAUCUUAGGCGAUCUUAAAUUGAAUGAUGGUAUCGCCUACAUUGCGGUGCAUCUAUACAACAGAGCCCAACUAGCUAACCCGCUACGGAACAUCGUCAAUCCACUGUCCUCCGAGAUACUUAUGUCAAAGACACGCGCACCGAUGCGCAAUACGAGAUCCCAAUUCAAAGAAAGGCGGUCUCAGCCGUGGACUUCACGAAGAUCAGAGCCACAGGAACGGGAACCGACCGCGCAGAUCAGGUCGCGGGUGGCCUCAGGGGAUCUUGAAAGGAGCUUGCUUCUUUUCGGCGGCCACAGUUUGGAGCAACUCAGUGAAAUCGACCUCGAGGACGUACUGCAUCUCCUUGUUUCUGGGUCUUAUCCGACGGUGCCGCACAUGGAUGGUUUGAGCCACGAAUUGACAGAAGCCAUGCUAGCCGUGCCAGAUGAUGUGCAGAGAACGGUUUGGACCCAUCCCCAUCCUGACAUGAUUCCAGCAUCGCAUGAUGCUAAUAUUCACCGAAAGUGUCUACGAUUUACGCCGCCGACGAGGGGGAGAUCAUACUAUGAAAAGUCUUUUGUGAUGGCUGGACUUGUGGACCCAAGGACAGGUCGGCCAGAUCGUGUCAAGCUGUCCUGCUUCCGGCAGUUUGUUAUUCUCAACUCGGAUCACGGAGUGGCAUUUACAGCUUGUCGUGGGGACGGCUGCAUUUCCGUGCCACGAAUUCUGCCAAGAGAACUUUGA